CAUCAGCAGAGCGGCAGGUGAGGGCAAGGGCCGGGGCCGAGGAUCCGCGUCCAUCCGCGGCGGGGCUGAGCGCUCUCUCACCGCAGACAUGGCCAUCCGCUACCCUAUGGCCGUUGGCCUCAACAAGGGCUACAAGGUGACGAAGAACGUGACCAAGCCCAGGCAGUGCCGCCGCCGCGGGCGCCUGACCAAACACACCAAGUUCGUGCGAGACAUGAUCAGGGAAGUCUGUGGCUUUGCACCCUAUGAGAGACGUGCUAUGGAAUUGCUGAAAGUUUCCAAAGAUAAACGUGCUCUGAAGUUCAUAAAGAAACGGGUUGGCACUCACAUUCGGGCCAAGCGAAAGCGGGAAGAACUCAGUAACGUCCUGGCAGCCAUGAGGAAAGCUGCUGCAAAGAAGGAUUGAGUUGUACAGCCUGUAACUCAAUAAAGUCCUUUCUCAC
Gavia stellata (red-throated loon) is the source of this 443-nucleotide messenger RNA. It is a transcript of the gene RPL36, whose product is annotated as ribosomal protein L36. The coding region runs from base 89 to 406 and encodes 105 amino acids. The transcript is spliced from 3 exons. The record is from RefSeq and is a predicted model, not a curated record. Gene Ontology annotation, molecular function: structural constituent of ribosome. Gene Ontology annotation, cellular component: cytosolic large ribosomal subunit; ribosome. Lineage: Eukaryota; Metazoa; Chordata; Aves; Gaviiformes; Gaviidae. Gene Ontology annotation, biological process: cytoplasmic translation.